Messenger RNA from Betta splendens (Siamese fighting fish), 989 nucleotides. RefSeq lists its product as uncharacterized. The coding region runs from base 309 to 989 and encodes 226 amino acids. The transcript has 4 exons. The record is from RefSeq and is a predicted model, not a curated record. Lineage: Eukaryota; Metazoa; Chordata; Actinopteri; Anabantiformes; Osphronemidae.
CUGCAGUUCUUGUCUCAAUGGGACAUCUAGUGGUUCUGAUGGCGUACUGCAAUAAGACAAGAAUAAGAAUAAGAAAACCUUUAAUAGUCCCGCAGUGAGGAAAUUGCGGAAGUAGCUUCAAUCUUCUACUGGAGGAAAGUGUUGGCAUGAACUGUGACGUCAUUGCGGGUGUAAGCAUGCGCAAACACCCAUUGUAAGUACAGACACAACAACACGUGAAGACAAAGUUGAAGUGAAAGCACUUCAAGACUCAUUUGACCACGGUGCGGAGUGACUCAAAUGUUUUGAAGGUUGGCUCAACUUUAAGGAUGGAGGAUUUUACACACUCACGAGACCAGCAGAGGGUGUUGGAAAGAAAGGACCACACCAUUCCUCUUCCCUGUCGACAGCUGCAUCUGACAGUGAGUCUGAUCAAGUCUUCUGACACUCCUGAAACCACUGAUCAACCAACCAGCAGAGACUCACAGAAAUUCCUCAAAACAAACACAAAAGCCCUUGAAAAGAUUUUGAAGAUAGACAUUUAUUUAAUGUAUUACCUGAGGGACAACCCUAAAGUUUAUAAACUAUUAGAGAAACAACUGUCUGCUAUCGGCUGCUCAGUGGAGCUGGAUUUUAACCAGGAGGAGGCAGUGGUGAAAGGGGACAUAGACAAGGAACCUGGACAAGUUGCUGCUGCAGAGAAAUGGGAGAUAAAGCUGGACCGGGUCUUCAUUGCUCUAACUGGCAGCUAUGUUUGCCACCAUGUGACCCAAAGAACUGGUCUUGGCUCUGAUGACAUCAGAUCGACUGGUCCAGGAGGUUCUGCAGAUUUAAAUGCAACUUUAACUAACCUGACAUCAGACACGCUGGUUCUGGAUGGAUCUGGGACACAGCAAUACUUCCAGGGAACAGGGAGACAAGACAAGGAACUAGUAGAGAGGAUCUAUCAGGUCCUCAUCAAGGAACAGCAACAAGGAAAUUCUCAGAGUUCGGCAACCCAGUUACAAUAG